This is a messenger RNA of Prunus armeniaca (apricot), 210 nucleotides long. NCBI's taxonomy places the organism in Eukaryota, Viridiplantae, Streptophyta, Magnoliopsida, Rosales, Rosaceae. The record is from the annotation of a GenBank genome assembly.
AUGGAUCCCAAUCCAUUCCCUCCACCUGCAAGAGGCAGAAGAGGCAGAGGGGGGAACAACCCUUUUGUUAACAAUGACAAGAACAGGUUGGGGGCAAACUGGAGGAAUCAUCCAGAUCUAGAAGAGCAGGAAGAACACAGGGAGAAAGCUCUGCCCAGGCCAUGUAGGGCGGAGCCCGGGAUUGAUCAUGUCCAGCCAGAAGAUGGAUGA